UGCAAAUGGGAGGGAUGCAACACCACCAUCAACCGCAAGGAGAAUGCCCGUUCUCACGUACAGAACCAUCUCGAUGACCGCCGAUUCCGCUGCAACCCAUGCGGCAAGAGAUUCAACCGCCUCCACGAUACGAAACGCCACCACCUCACUCACACAAACGAGCGACCUGCAGUAUGCCCUUGUGGCAAGACUUUCGCACGAGCCGAUGCGCUCACCCGCCAU
Messenger RNA from Zymoseptoria tritici IPO323, 222 nucleotides. RefSeq lists its product as uncharacterized. Gene Ontology annotation, biological process: regulation of transcription by RNA polymerase II. Gene Ontology annotation, molecular function: RNA polymerase II cis-regulatory region sequence-specific DNA binding; DNA-binding transcription factor activity, RNA polymerase II-specific. Lineage: Eukaryota; Fungi; Ascomycota; Dothideomycetes; Mycosphaerellales; Mycosphaerellaceae. Gene Ontology annotation, cellular component: nucleus. The transcript has a single exon. The annotation marks the transcript as partial. The record is from RefSeq and is a predicted model, not a curated record.